UCUGUGCGCUUCGUGGAAGACAGAUGACACGCUAAUGUCCGAUAUGCACUGCCUUUCACCGCAACAAUGAAGAAUACAGCUUCUCUUUUAUGGCGGAGGAUCUUCAACCCUCACCUCAAUCCUCCUAGUUCUUCUUCAACCUCUUGAUUUUUCCAAGAUCUGCUUCCAUCUUCGGUUACAGGAUUGUUGAUUGCGGUUGCUUCCGUAUAGAUGGCGGACAUCGCUAAGGUGUUGUAUAUUUUGAUUCUUGAUUAUGAAGAACAACUAAAGAAGGAGGAGUCUUUUCGCUAUACUCGCGCUGUUUUGCAAAGCACUUUGCAGCUUAUGGGAUGUAAGGCACGACAUGCUUUCAAGAUAAGCCAAAGGGCUUUUGAAUUGUUGCGGAAAGGUUAUGGUGUGCUUCCUGAAGGGUUGAGGAUAAGACCCUCUGAAAAAGAAUGUGUCAAGAGUUGGGACGUACGCUUUGCUGAAACAGAGGUUUGGAAUCAUCUAAAUUCCUCUAGAGACAGUGAAAAUAGAAACAUUCCGUUUGAGCUGUAUAAAAGGCGCACGACUCUCAUUGUAAAGAGAGCAACCUUCUUAGAUGUUGUAUGCAAAGCCCUGGCAGAAUACAAGUACGUGAGUCCCAACCAGAGGGCUGACCUGCUUUUAGCAUGCAGAAUCCGAGAAAGGAAGGAAUCUGUGACUGUACUAUUAUGUGGUACUAGUGGCUGUGGCAAAUCUACUUUGUCUGCACUGCUGGGUAGCAGGUUAGGAAUUACGACAGUUAUAUCAACCGACUCAAUUCGGCAUAUGAUGAGGAGUUUUGUAGAUGAGAAACAAAAUCCUCUGCUCUGGGCUUCAACUUACCAUGCUGGGGAGUUUUUGGAUCCAGUAGCUGUUGCUGCAGCUAAGGCAAAAAGAAAAGCAAAAAAGUUGGCACGCAAUCCUCAUUCACAUCUGAAAGUUGAAUUACUGGAGAGCUCUUCCAUUGGAAAAGUUGAUGGCCAACCAUCAGAUCGUUGCACUGAGCUCAUCAGUCAAAAGCAGAUGGCUAUUGAAGGAUACAAGGCACAGAGUGAGAUGGUGAUUGACAGUCUUGAUAGGCUGAUUACUGCAUGGGAAGAGCGGAAAGAAUCAGUGGUUGUUGAGGGUGUUCAUUUAAGCCUAAAUUUUGUGAUGGGGCUUAUGAAGAAACAUCCAUCAAUUGUACCAUUCAUGAUUUACAUCACCAAUGAGGACAAGCACUUGGAAAGAUUUGCAGUGAGAGCAAAAUACAUGACACUUGACCCAGCUAAGAACAAAUAUGUGAAGUAUAUACGAAAUAUUAGGACAAUACAAGAAUAUUUAUGCAAGAGGGCUGAUAAGCAUCUUAUCCCUAAAAUAAACAAUACCAAUGUUGAUAAGAGUGUAGCUGCCAUCCAUGCGACAGUCUUUAGUUGCCUUCGUAGGCGUGAAGCAGGUGAUCAGCUAUAUGAUCCUGUACGGAAUACUGUUCCUGUUAUUGAUGAGGAAUAUAGGAAUCAGUGUGCGGCUAACUCUUUGAGUUCGAAAUGCAUGUUUCAACUCAUCCAGAGAAAAGGUUCCUCUAGGAAUCUGAUGGCUUUGGUUAAUACUGACGGAUCUGUGGCUAGGGCAUGGCCUGUCGAUCCAAUUGAUGAUACAAGUGGGAGGCCUUUUUUAGGCCCGAGGGCUGAGAAUGGAUCGGGGAUUCCAAUGUAUGGUCCAUUGCAGAUUGAUAAAGCUGAACCUGUUAAUCUUCAAUUUGGUUUUUAUGGCAUCAGUGCUUGGCCUACUGAUGGUGGGACUAGCCGUGCAGGGAGUGUUGAUGAAUCCAGGGCAGAUGGGACUGAUACUAGUAAAUACCUUUCUUCUUGCUGCAGUUCUCCAAGGUUUUCCGAUGGACCUUCCAAGGAGCUCAAGGAAGAUAUUUCAGUCCAUGGUAGCGAUGAAGAGGUUGAUGAUCCUCAAGAUCUUGGAAGCGAUGAAGAAGAUUUUAGUGUAGAUGGUGACAAACAGAUUCAUGAAGAGGUAGGCUCGGUUGAUGAAGAGUCAACAAAAUCAGAUGAAGAAUAUGAUGAUCUGGCAAUGUUGGACGUGCAUCAUGGUUACUGGUCAGAAGACGACAUGGAAUGCAUGGAAAAGGCUGGAUCUGUUUCUAAAGGGCAAAUGAGUGCUAGGGCAAUCGAUAGGUAUCGCCAGAACGUGGACCUUUUCCUGCGCUCUAAAAGUGAGUCAUCCAAGUCAUUCUGCUCUUAUUCAUCUCUUCUGAAGGAGAAAGAGAGGAAUAUUCGAACGUCUGGUGCUGUGAAAAUGAAAAAACGUUCCCUUAGUAUUCCAGCCAUGAGAAAGCAUAGUUCAGCUGUCGAUGGUCCCAUUCUAUCAGGAGCUUCUCAGGGGUAGCUCAAGAAUUUUGCCGAGUUUUAGUUUCUCUUUCUUGAUCUUUUGUUGAGCUAUUUUACUGGAAUUAACUUCGGACUACGCCUGUUUUAAAAAUGUACAGAGUGGUGUUUCUUGUGAUCGACUUGCUUCGUUUUGCAGCGGUCCUUUGUAUUAUAUAAAUACUCAUAUCCCACUAAUUUGUAGAUUACAGAUCAAUGUAUUCUUCUCUUAUGGAACGGCAUAUUGCUUUAACAAAAAGGCUAAUUUUGUAACAAAGUUACCUGGGCA
This is a messenger RNA of Benincasa hispida (wax gourd), 2649 nucleotides long. RefSeq names its product P-loop NTPase domain-containing protein LPA1 homolog 1-like. The record is from RefSeq and is a predicted model, not a curated record. Lineage: Eukaryota; Viridiplantae; Streptophyta; Magnoliopsida; Cucurbitales; Cucurbitaceae.